Messenger RNA from Mesocricetus auratus (golden hamster), 2600 nucleotides. It is a transcript of the gene Mxra8, whose product is annotated as matrix remodeling associated 8. NCBI's taxonomy places the organism in Eukaryota, Metazoa, Chordata, Mammalia, Rodentia, Cricetidae. The coding region runs from base 507 to 1841 and encodes 444 amino acids. The transcript has 10 exons. Gene Ontology annotation, cellular component: cell surface; membrane. The record is from RefSeq and is a predicted model, not a curated record. Gene Ontology annotation, biological process: cell adhesion; establishment of glial blood-brain barrier.
AAGAGCCACAUGAUCUGGCAGGGAGACUACAAGAAUGGAGAAAGCAACCCCGGGUUCUCUGGCCUGUCUGAUCACUUGGGAGAAUGUCAAAGCAGGGCAUGCGAUCAUGAUCAUUCAGCUUCAAAUACCCGUUCUUCUGCAGCUCAGAAAGUUUACCAGAUGCUUGGCACAGAUAUGGCCUCAGGAAUCCUCACAUCCAGGCCUCUUCAUCUGUCCUAGGACUGAGCUACUGCCCCUCCCCAGGACUGAUCAGAGCGACUGGACUGGCCAAGCAUCUAUUCAGACCCUCCCACCUUCUGGGCCUGGACAGGGCGGCUGGCUGCAACACUACAGGCCAGCCAAGGAUGGGGGAGGCCAGGCAAUAGAGCAGCUCAGUGGGCGGGGCACAGACCCUGCCCACAGCUCCGUGAUGUCAGCGGGUGCUGGCAGGGAGAGGGGGUCGGCGGCUGUUUUUCUGGAAAGUUAGAGCUGAGUAGACAAAGCCCAGCGCAGUCCCUGCAGGCGCCAUGGAACUGCUGUCCUGUGUCUUGCUGUGGAAACUGGUGCUUCUUCAGAGCCCCGCAUUCAUUCUGUCCUCAGGGCCCGCAGGGACCGCAGCAGCCAGCAGCUCUGUGGUGUCUGAGUCCGUGGUGAAAUGGCCAGCCGGAACCCAGGCGGUGCUGAACUGCCAGAGCCCGCGCAUGGUGUGGACCCAAGACCGGCUGCAUGACCGCCAGCGCGUGAUCCACUGGGACCUCAGUGGUGUCCCUGGCAGCCAAGGGCGCCGACUCGUGGAUAUGUACUCGGCGGGUGAACAGCGCGUGUACGAGCCGCGCGACAACGGCCGCCUCCUGCUGUCGCCUUCUGCCUUCCAAGACGGCAACUUCUCACUGCUCAUCCGCGCUGUUGAGGAGGGCGACGAAGGGGUGUACACCUGCAACUUGCACCACCACUACUGUCACCUCUACGAGAGCCUGGCCGUGCGCCUCGAGGUCACCGACGAUCCCCUGUUAGCUCGUGCGUACUGGGAUGGCGAGAAGGAAGUCAUGGUGGUGGCCCGCGGCAUGCCGGCACUGAUGACUUGCGUGAACCGUGAGCACUUGUGGACUGACCGCCAUUUAGAGGAGGCGCAGCAGGUGGUCCAUUGGGACCGACAGCUACCUGGGGUGCCACACGACCGUGCUGACCGCCUGCUAGAUUUGUACGCAUCUGGUGAGCGCCGCGCCUACGGGCCAUCCUUCCUGCGUGAUCGCGUGGCAGUGAAAGCCGAUGCUUUUGCGCGCGGCGACUUCUCCCUACGCAUAGAUGCCCUGGAGCAGGCUGAUGAGGGCAUCUAUUCCUGCCACCUGCACCACCACUACUGCGGCCUGCACGAGCGCCGGGUCUACCACCUACAGGUCACCGAACCCACUUUUGAGCCACCUGCUCCUGCCUCUCCCGGUAAUGGGUCAGGCCACAACAGUGCUCCUGGCCCAGAUCCCACGCUGGUAAGUAGAUCCCGAGGGCACAGCGUCAUCAACGUCAUUGUCCCAGAGAACCACAGUCAUUUCUUCCAGCAACUGGGCUACGUGUUGGCCACACUUCUGCUCUUCAUCUUGCUGCUCAUCACUGUAGUCUUGGCUACACGCCAUCGUGGAGGAUGCGAGGCCUCAGACAAAAAAGCUGGGAAAUCAAAGGGGAAAGAUGUGAACAUGAUGGAGUUUGCUGUGGCCACAAGGGACCAGGCUCCUUAUAGGACUGAGGACAUCCAGCUAGAUUACAAAAACAACAUCCUGAAAGAGAGGGCUGAGCUGGCCCACAGCCCCCUGCCUGCCAAGAAUGUGGAUCUGGAUAAAGAGUUCAGGAAGGAGUACUGCAAAUAAAUGGAUCCUGAGCUUCUGGCUGGGCCAGCAGCUCUGUGUCAAAGAAUGUCUCCCUGACUCUCCUGUGGCACUCCGGCUUCUUCUCAGCGGCUGGUCCCGCUUGGCCUGAACUUGGCAGAGCAGCUGCCUGAACUUUGUUCUUCCAAGAAUCACCCUCAUCUUGGCAAGCAACUGUGGGUUCCCUAGGGACUCUGGUAUAGUAUGGCUGCUGCCCUUCAAUCACCUGUACCCACUGGUGGCCAUACGCCCAACGUUUUGACACAACAGACAUAGAUCCCUUGUUAAUGUCCACCAAAUUCACAGUCUUUUGUAGAUUCUUCCUGCAAGAAGACACUUAAAGGUAGUCCAGUUAAGACUUCUAGUCACCAGUUCAACAUGUUAGCCAUUGUCUUAGGAAGCCCCCAGGGUCUUCCUGGACUGCACUAUAUCUAUGUAUUGCACAGGGCCCUGUGGUCAUAUGUUCUGACUCAUGGGCCGGCCCUCCUUGCUGCUUUGGGCCACUUGGAGCAGGUCUGUUGCCCCUUUUCUGCUUCUGGUCCCUUUCUGCUGAAUGCCUUCCAAGAGUUGUACCAGCAGUUACUGGGCACCAUGUUACUCUUGGCCUUGAUAUCCCUCCCUUGGCUGGAGUCUGGGAUUGGGGCUCCAUUUGUCCUCCACUUUGGCUGAAGAUGGGGGAAGAGAGUUCUGAGUGGUCUGUGCAUCAAACAGCUCCUACCGGGGAAGUUUUCAUGUCAUAAUAAAGAACACAUUUGAUUUUUA